Molecule: messenger RNA, 1566 nt
Organism: Diaporthe amygdali
Lineage: Eukaryota; Fungi; Ascomycota; Sordariomycetes; Diaporthales; Diaporthaceae
Exons: 7
Coding region: 1-1566 (521 amino acids)
Biological process (GO): nucleobase transport; transmembrane transport
Cellular component (GO): plasma membrane
Molecular function (GO): nucleobase transmembrane transporter activity
Source: RefSeq, a predicted model, not a curated record
AUGGUACAACCUGCCUCUGUACUGGUUAUCCACGGCCUUCGGUACUGCCGGGUGGAACGUCGCUUCGUCAUUGAUAGCGGUGGGAUUGCCUUCGUCUCUUGCAUAAUUGGGUCCGCCAUCGCUGGCAUUGUCGUUACAGCGAUGGCGCGGCCCGGGGCUCGGUAUCAUAUAGGUUAUCCUGUGCUGGUUAGAUCUUCCAUGGGGAUGUACGGCUCCUUCUUCUUCAUCUUCAUUCGUGCCGUUAUUGGAACUAUCGCCUACGGUAUCCAGACUUUCUACGGCGCCAACCUCUUGUCGACUUGCCUGCGAUGCAUAUUCGGUUCGUCCUGGGAAGGGAUGGGGAACGGCCUGCCUGCUUCUGCACACAUUACGUCCAAAACGCUUCUGUGCUUCUUUCUCGUCUGGCUGAUUCAGUUCCCCUUGUGUUUCGUGCACCCAUCGAGGAUUCAAAUCCUCUUUACCCUGAAAGGCCUGCUUGUCCCCAUUGCUACUUUUGGCAUGUUUGGUUGGUGUAUGGCUAACGGGACCGGUCUAUCAACCAUCGAUGACCAAUCCGAGCCCGCGACCGGACCUUUGGGAUGGCCUAUCAUGAGCGGCAUAAACACGGUGCUCGGGACACUAAGCCCUAUGCUAGUGAAUCAACCCGACCUUGCACGGUAUUGCAGAACGACGCGAGAUGCAGGGCCAUUGCAGGGGGUAUCAGUGUUCGUUGCCAAAGUACUGGUCAUGUUUCUGGGCCUGGCAGCCACAAGCUCAAUCCAGGGUGCCUGGGGAAAGACUUACUGGAAUAUCUGGGACCUGAAUGAGGCGAUACUCGAUCGGCAUUGGACGGCUGCGGGGCGAGCGGGCGUGUUUCUCGUGUCGUUCACGUACCUUCUCAGCGUGUUUGGAAUGAAUGUUGGGGCCAACUCCAUACCUUUCGGAGCGGACAUGAACGGCCUACUGCCGAAGGUACUCACGAUCCGAAGGGGUCAGAUCCUUUGCGCCGUCCUCAGCGUGUGCUUCGUUCCAUGGGAAUUGAUGGCCACAGCUCAGAAAUUCAUAACCUUCCUUGGCAGCUACAAUAUCUUCAUGGCUCCUAUCUGUGGUGUCAUCAUCGUGGACUAUUUCAUUGUGCGACGUGGAAACAUACACAUUCCGUCCUUGUACAAUGGCUCCCCAUGUGAGCUAUAUUGGUUUACCUCAGGAGUCCACGUUGCCGGAGUCGUUUCAUGGUGCGUGGGUGUCAGUCUAGGCCUGCCAGGUCUCGUGGGCACAUACGAACCGCUUGCUGUCAACCAGGCAGCCAAAAACAUGUACAAGGUUGGCUGGGUUCUAUACAUGUCAGCAGCAGCAGUGACAUACUAUUUAAUGGCCACAUUUUUGGAGAAGCCAGCCAUUUUCCCAAAAGGUCACCACCAAAAUCCUAAGACUUGGGAAUUUCUAGCACGAAACCAGCCUGAGGGAUAUUUUGAUGACGAAAUUGCGAGCAGUGGGAUUUCCGACGGCAUUGAGAUCAACUUUGUGGGGGACGAGGUUGAUGAUGGUGGAACCAUUGCGGAAGAAGAGAAAGAGCUACUCAACUGA